This is a messenger RNA of Daldinia childiae, 654 nucleotides long. RefSeq names its product Ras-like protein. Gene Ontology annotation, molecular function: GTPase activity; GTP binding; GDP binding. Lineage: Eukaryota; Fungi; Ascomycota; Sordariomycetes; Xylariales; Hypoxylaceae. Gene Ontology annotation, cellular component: plasma membrane. The transcript is spliced from 4 exons. Gene Ontology annotation, biological process: signal transduction. Bases 1 to 654 code for a protein of 217 amino acids. The record is from RefSeq and is a predicted model, not a curated record.
AUGGCAUCCAAGUUUUUAAGAGAGUACAAGCUGGUUGUAGUCGGCGGAGGAGGCGUGGGCAAAUCUUGCCUGACCAUUCAAUUGAUACAGAGCCAUUUCGUCGACGAAUAUGAUCCUACCAUCGAAGAUUCGUACCGCAAGCAGUGCGUUAUCGAUGAUGAAGUCGCUCUACUCGACGUGCUUGAUACAGCCGGCCAGGAGGAAUACUCGGCUAUGAGGGAGCAGUACAUGCGCACCGGCGAAGGUUUCCUUCUCGUCUACUCGAUCACGUCCGAUCAAAGUUUUGAGGAGAUCCGUACUUUUCAACAACAGAUUCUACGAGUCAAAGACAAGGAUCCUACAGACUAUUUCCCGAUGGUUGUGGUGGGCAACAAAUGCGAUCUGGAGAGUGAACGCGAGGUCCCCCGACAAGAUGGUGAGGCUCUUGCGAAGCAAUUCGGAUGUCCUUUUGUUGAGACCUCCGCCAAGUCCCGAACAAAUGUCGACAAGGCAUUCUUCGAUCUCGUUCGAGAAAUUCGCCACUACAACCGCAACAUGCAAGGUCUGUCGACGAACAGUGGCGGUAACGGUGGUUUGAAUGGCCCGGGUACUAAGAUGGAAGUGAGCGAGGGCGAAGCCGAAGCUGGUUGCUGCUCUAAGUGCAUAGUCCUAUGA